GCGACGAUGACGUCAUCACCUGCGCGCUCACAACAGCCAGCUUCGAGUCUCGUGAGGCGAGCAGUUCGCGGUACUUCACGUGUUUACAUUAUUGUAAAACCUAAAACACACUUAACCGUUUAUUUAAGCAACAUCCAAAGAGAUCAGCUCCUCCUACUGCACAGUGAAGCUCCUCCCACAACAAGCACACCUUCAGUGAAGCUCCUCCCACAACAAGCACACCUUCAGUGAAGCUCCUCCCACUGCAGUUCAUCAAUAAAUGCUGGGAUAUUCCCAUCAGUCUACAAGUGAAGACGAGCAUCAGAGCAUCAGGAAGAAGUGAAAUCUGCAGAGACAGAGUUUAUUGAAGGACAGAGAGAACAUGAGAGAUCCAGAACCCUGCAGAAUCAAACACACUGAAGAACAAACAGAAUUGACUGAAGAUAAUGAGGAGGAUGAAGAACUGCGUGAAGAGGAGGAGAAACAUCAUGUCAAAACUGGAGAAAAACCUUUGAGUCGCUCUCAAACCAAACCAAAAAAAGAUUUUAAGAAAAUAAGAGAUGAGAAAUCGUUCACCUGCCCUCAGUGUGGAGAGAGUUUGACAAACAAACAGAGUCUCGUGAUUCACAUGAGAGUUCAUGCAGGAGAGAAAUUGUUAACAUGUAAUCAAUGCGGGAAAACAUUUUUGUGGGCUUCAGCCCUGAAGAGUCACCUGAUAGUUCAUUCAAAGGAGAAACCACAUUCAUGUUCUGUAUGUGGAAAGAGUUUUUCACUUCUAAAUAAUUUAAAAGCUCAUCAGAAAAUACACACUGGUGUGAGAGAUCAUAUGUGCUUUGAGUGUGAGAAGACUUUUAUUACAUCUAGUCAUUUGAAACGGCACCAGAGGAUCCACACUGGAGAGAAACCUUACAAGUGUUCACACUGCGACAAGAGAUUCAUUCAUUCAGAAUCACUGAAAGCACAUGAGAGGAUUCACACCGGAGACAGACCUUACAUGUGUAAUCAGUGUGGUAUGAGUUUCAGACAAAAAACUCAACUUAAGGUGCACAUGAGAGUUCACACUGGAGAGAAACCGUUCACAUGUGAUCAGUGUGGGAAGAGUUUUGCACAAUCAGCAAAGCUGAAGAGACACAUGAAGAUCCACACUGGAGAGAAACUGCAUGAAUGUGAUCAAUGUGGAAAAACAUUUUUGUGGGAUUCAGGCCUGAAGAGUCACCUGAAUGCUCAUUUAAAGGAGGAGAAACCACAUUCAUGUUCUUUGUGUGGAAAGAAAUUUUCACAUCUGCAGAAUUUAAAACUACAUCAGAAGAGACACAUGGAUGUGAGAGAAUAUAUGUGCUUUGAGUGUGAGAAGACUUUUGUUACAUCUACAGAACUGAAACAGCACGAGAGGAUCCACACUGGAGAGAAACCUUUCAUGUGUUCACACUGUGACCAGAGAUUCAAUCAAUCAGAAACCUUGAAAAGACAUGAGAAGAUCCACACUGGAGAGAAACCUUACACAUGUGAUCAGUGUGGGAAGAGUUUUAGACAUAAAGAUCAACUUAAGGUGCACAUAAGAGUUCAUACGGGAGAGAAACCAUAUCACUGCACUGCAUGUGGGAAGAGUUUUGCUCGAUUAAUUUCUUUACAUAAGCAUACAAAAAAAAUUCACAGUAAAUAGAUUAUCUUCAGAUCCAGCAUUUUCAGGUCUGACACCACAUCAUCACCAGACAUGACACAAUAAUGUGUUGAUCUAUACAUUUGCUUCUGUACAAAUCAGUCCUAAUCAACAUAACAAUUGACAGGGAAAAUAAACAUCAUCUGUUAAUUUCUAUACUGCAAAUGUAUCACCUCUAGUUUGUUUGCUCCUCUAUGAAGGGAAGGUGUAUUUGUAAGGUUUUUUUAUUAUUAUUAUGGGGAAUUUUUUUUGGUUUUUUUUUUUUGUUUUUUUUUACAGCGCAGGAUGCAGUGCAGUGGGAAAAACUGAUUUCCAGAGUUAUGAGGUUUUCGGUUUCUGAGAUUUUUAAUGUCAGUGGGAUCAGCAUACAUGAAUAUUCAUGCAUUUUCCGGACAUGCAUGUGGAACUGAGCUUUUUAUUUUACUCAGGUUAGUUUCAGCAGGUUUAACAGAACAUUUCAAAAACAACUAUUUUCAUAGUUCCACAGCCUUAUGCCUAAACUUGUUCAUCAUUUCACAAAAGUUUAAUGUCUUUAUGGGUAACACUUUACAAUACAGAUGCAAAAAUAUGCAUUCAUUCAUGCUUAACAGAUAAUCACAAGUUAAUGUAUAACUCUUGAAGAACUAAACCAUUUAUUAAUGAUUACUACAUUAGCAACUAAUUAACAUUCUAUAUGAUUCAUGGGUUAAGAAAUAAAUUAUUAGUUAAAUGUUAUGGUGUAUACAAAGAAAAGGUGUAUUAGUCGGUUUCUGUGGGCAUGUGGGCAUAUUGGGAAAUGAAACCGCUGAUGAAUUGGCAAAAGAUCCUUUUUAAAAAGGAAGAAGUAGAUGUUAAUGUUGCUUUAAGUAAAGGUGAAGUUUAAACUAUAAUUAUGGAAAAUAUUUUAAAGGGAUUGGCAAGAAAUAUGGGACUCAGAUAAUAAGGGGAGGCAUUUAUUUAAUAUUAAAAGAAUGUUAAUUAAAUUAAACACUAGUGCUAGAUACAGGAGUGAACAAGUCAUAAGGAUAAGACUUCGACACAGGACUGAAUGCAUCACUAUUACUGGUGCACAUCAGAAUGGUUUCUGUGUGUAUUGUGGGGAGAAAGAAACAAUUAGUAUGUAAUAUACGAUUGUAAAAAAAAAAAAAAAAAUACUCUCUAAUCCAGUUGGUCUCUGAAACUGCCAGUCUGCUGUUAACAAUGCAGAAUUUAUUUCUUCUAUUGCUACUAAUUCCGGUCUCAACCUCAUUGCCCUAACUGAGACUUGGAUCAAACCUGAAGACACUGCUACUCCCGCAGCCCUCUCCACUAAUUUCACUUUUUCCCCACACCCCUCGCACGAUGUGGGUGGAGGUACUGGUCUCCUUAUCUCAAAUGAAUAGAAAUUUGAUCUUCAACCAUCUCUUAAAGCCAACAGUUCAUUUGAAUCACAUGCAAUUACUAUUACC
This is a messenger RNA of Cyprinus carpio (common carp), 3066 nucleotides long. RefSeq lists its product as uncharacterized. The record is from RefSeq and is a predicted model, not a curated record. Gene Ontology annotation, biological process: regulation of transcription by RNA polymerase II. Lineage: Eukaryota; Metazoa; Chordata; Actinopteri; Cypriniformes; Cyprinidae. Gene Ontology annotation, molecular function: RNA polymerase II transcription regulatory region sequence-specific DNA binding; DNA-binding transcription factor activity, RNA polymerase II-specific. Gene Ontology annotation, cellular component: nucleus.